AUGAAUAAUAAAAGUAUAACGGUAACCACUUCAAAUACCACUUUUUAUCCUUCGCCUCCUCCUCCUGCAAAUACUCAAUCAAUUUCUUCUGCUUUUGAUAUUCCUUUGAGUUUCCUGGGAUUGGCUAGAGUGGUGCAGUUUUCACGGUUCGUCACCCGAUCGCGAUCCAUGAUUGGUAAAAGACGAGCCCCAGAUAUAGGAUGUGGCUAG
Ambispora leptoticha is the source of this 210-nucleotide messenger RNA. Lineage: Eukaryota; Fungi; Glomeromycota; Glomeromycetes; Archaeosporales; Ambisporaceae. The record is from the annotation of a GenBank genome assembly.